CAGAUUCGUUACUCUCUAUAUAUAUCAUUGUUACAUAGACCAAUAAUCUACACCGUACCCACAUCAAUUCAUUGCACUAAUUGAACUUUAGAAUUAUUGCAAGCUAAGUUCAGUUCCGACCCAUCUUCAAAAUCUGAGAGAAUGGCUCAACUCCAGAAGUACGGACCAUAUGGUAGUAAAGACGCCGAAGAAAACUUUUCCGUUCAGCUAGAAGAUGGUCAAGAGAUAAGAGAAAUAAUAAUAAGGCAUGGAUUCAUUGUGGAUGCAAUUGGGUUCACCAUUAGUGGUCAAGGAACCAGCAUGUAUGGUGGCAAAGGUGGAAAUGAAUCCAAGAUUGUGCUCAAAUUAGGUGAAUUCGUAACUGGAAUCAGUGGACAAUCUGGAGAUACGAAUAAGAUAUCCAAAUUGAGGAUCCAUACUAGUUUGAAUAAGCGUGGAUAUGGUCCAUUUGGCUACACACAAUUAACCAAAAACGUUUCCAACUUUUCAUCUCCAGUAGAGAAAGGCAGCAAUGUUGUUGGAUUCUUUGGAAGUGCACUUGAUAACAACCUUGUUUCCAUUGGAGUCUAUGUUGAAAAGGACUGCGGAUGCAACAACUAAUGCCACCGAUGAAGCAAGUUGGAUUUUGUGGCCUGCAUGCUGCCCAAACUUUAGCCUCAUGCUCGUUAUCAAACACUAAAUGUAUUUCCCUUUUAUGUUGAAUAAGCCACAUGCAUGUAUUCUAAAGUGGCCCGUCAAGUAUUAUCGUGUAUUCGUAACACUUAACAUUGUUUACUGUUGUUUAAUUAUUAUGUUUUAUUCCUGUUUCAUCUA
Messenger RNA from Spinacia oleracea (spinach), 813 nucleotides. RefSeq names its product protein GOS9. The record is from RefSeq and is a predicted model, not a curated record. Bases 142 to 600 code for a protein of 152 amino acids. The transcript is spliced from 4 exons. Lineage: Eukaryota; Viridiplantae; Streptophyta; Magnoliopsida; Caryophyllales; Amaranthaceae.